GUGCGCAUCAUAUUUUUUGCUAUUUACCGUUGACAGUUGAGGUAAGACGCUAAACUGAACAAUUAUAAUUUAGUUGCAUUAUCAACGUUUUAUCGUUGUUUGUUGCAUGAUGCGAAGAAGUACUUAAAGGUAUUGGACAAUGGCCGCACGUAGAAACGCUGAGAAACGCACUCUGAGACCUCGUACUAAAGUGGCAAAAGCGAGUGGAUCCACUCAGAGACAACUUAGGCCGAGAAAAGUUGUUGAUAAGAAUCAAAACACAAUAGAAGAAGCGUUUAAACGGUCUUCUAAAAAUGCAAACCAGCGACAACGUCGCUCAAAAGAACAAAAAAGUACGCAGAAAACUGACGAAACUAACAAAAAAUUACCUAUAUACAAAAAUAUAAGUCCUGAGAAGUCCUUGGAAGAUCAAGACAGUGUUUACGAGUUUACAUUUGAUCCUAAUGAUACGCAGGAAAGGAUUCCAAAGAAAAAGAGAUUGAACGCAAAAAAACGGAAAAAGGGAGAUACUAAAACACAGAAGAAUGUUAAAAAGAAUAAAAAAAAACGAAUUGACACUCACAUUGCGGAAGAUAAAAUUUCACCUUUGACAACACUUGCAAAGCAAACAGAAGAGCUAAGUAUUAAGAAUGUUGAAACAGAGAAUAUUAAAAAGGAGAAGAAAAAACAAAUAGACAUUCACACUGCAGAAGAUAAAAUCCCAACUGCGACAGAACUUGCGAAUCAAACACAAGAGGUAAAUAUAGAAAAAGUUGAGACAGAAAAUAGUGAAAAGAAAAAGAAAGAACAAGUAGACAUUCACACUGCAGAAGAUAGAAUUUCAUCUGUGACAGAACUUGCAGAGCCAACAAAAGAUCUGACUGUAGAGAAUGUUGAAACAGAAAGUACUGAAAAGGAAGGGAAAAAACAAAUAGACAUUCACGUUGCAGAAGAUAAAACAUUAUCUGUGACAGAACGUGCAAAGCAACUGCAAGAGCUAAAUACGAAGGAUGUCGAAACAGAGAAUACUAAAAAAGAUAUUAAACGAAUAGAUGCUGCAGAAGAGAAAACAUCAUUCGUCGCCACACCUGCAAAGCAAAAUGAAAAUCUAAGUACACCAAAAAUUAUAUCCAUUGAAAAUGUAGAUAACAUGAUAGUUAAUAGAAUAUCCAGCACUGACUUUCGUUCUCCUCUUCGACCGAGAAACUUAGUUAACAAUACAAUUGUAAAACGCGGGGAUGAUUCGAAUUAUUUGUCUUUGACAAAAUCUUUGUCGCCUAUCUCGAACACAGCAAAUGUUGCAAGCAUCGACAGUCCGUGGCGACCUCCGACAUUAUCGAUGUUUUCCCGAGCUAAAUACUUCGUUCAAAGUACGCCGAUAGUGCAUUCCAAUAUAAAUAAGAAAUCAUCUAAGGAGGGAAAAGAAAACAAACAAACGACAAAGAAGAGAGAGUUCGUGAAAAAAAACAAAGGAGCAAUAAAACCAAUCAAAACGCUUACGGAGCAAGAGAACCGAGAGAACAAGUUCUUAGAGACAGACAAUGAGGAUCUUCAGAUAACGAACGGCGAAACAGUUGAGAAGCGAAAGGACGAACGUCUUGCGGAAAAUAAAGAAGAUAGCAAAAUAUCUGCGAAGGAAGAGAAUAAACAUCUUAUAGACUAUCUUAACUUUUCCGACACAUUUGAUGUUUUAUCCGAAUCAGAAAAACGAUCAACCUUUGGGACUGAGAUUCGUUUGUUCGAGGAUGCCGAACCCACACGUUUUUCAGAGCCGCCCAAGCGUUUUUACAAGAGAAAACGUGGCGUGAAAGUCAGUUUUUUGGAAGAAAGCGACAGAGAAGAGGAAAAUGCGAGAGAAAACAAACGAGAGACAAAAAAGAAGAGGAAGUAUACGAAAGCGGACAAAGAGAAUGAAAAAAGAAUAAGCGAUUGGAUACAAAAUGUUAACAGUUCGUUUGAAGAGAUCGACAAUUAUGAUUUGCUCGUAGAAUAGUUCCUGCAAAAGCAUUUUUUUUUUUUUUUUUUUUUUUUUUUUUU
Messenger RNA from Pseudomyrmex gracilis, 2016 nucleotides. Its product is annotated as titin homolog. The transcript is spliced from 2 exons. The record is from RefSeq and is a predicted model, not a curated record. Bases 140 to 1972 code for a protein of 610 amino acids. NCBI's taxonomy places the organism in Eukaryota, Metazoa, Arthropoda, Insecta, Hymenoptera, Formicidae.